CUACCUCGCCGCUAGAAAAGACAGGGAGAAAUGGCUGAUGCUAUAGCUGAUACAAGAAGGCUCUACACUAAGCCACAAAACUUAAAUGACGCCUAUGGACCUCCAAGUAAUUUUCUAGAAAUCGACGUGAGCAACCCUGAGACCGUCGGGGUUGGCAGAGGCAGAUAUACAACGUAUGAAGUCAGACUGAAGACCAACCUACCAAUCUUCAAGCUGAAGGAGUCUUGUGUACGGCGGCGAUACAGCGACUUUGAGUGGCUCAGAGCGGAGCUGGAGAGAGAAAGCAAGGUGGUCGUUCCACCUCUCCCAGGAAAAGCUCUUUUCCGUCAGCUUCCGUUUAGAGGAGACGACGGCAUAUUUGAUGACUCUUUCAUCGAAGAGCGGAGGCAUGGACUGGAGCAGUUUCUCAACAAAGUGGCCGGUCACCCUCUUGCUCAGAACGAACGCUGCCUGCACAUGUUUCUACAAGAUGAGAUUGUGGACAAGAGCUACACCCCGUCCAAAAUCAGACAAGCCUGAACAGAAAAAGCAAUGGCUCUUCUUGGUCUGGUCCGGUCCGGUCUGGCUCUGCUCUGCCCAUCUCAAGCCAAAGCUCUCUCCAGGUUUCUCCCAGACAAAUAAAAGUGGCAGUUUCUCCUCACAGCCCCUAAAAUCUUCUGAUUUGUUGCCUGAGUCUAAUUACUAACUCUGAUUGUUGUCACCCUUUAGUUGGAAUCAAGAAUGUUCUACACAAAGUGAUUUAUAGUUCAAUCUCUUUAUGUCUGGAAAUGCCACUAACACACACACAUAUAUAUAUAUAUAUAUAGAUAGAUAGAUAUAUAUCUAUAUAUAUAAUGUAUUUAUCAUUUAGCCAUGUCCUGAAUAUAUUAGUUUAUAUGUUAUCAUUUAUUAAAGUUUCUCUGUAUGCAAAGCUUUUGUAAUGAGCCGCAGCGUUUGCCAUCGAGGUCUGGCAUGUUGCUCAUAACUAAACACGCAUGCACACAUCUGAUGAUGGACCCUGACUCGUCUUCAAAUGGAAGCAUGUGCGUGCGCGCGUGUAUGCGUGUUUGUCACAACCAGCACCUGCCCAGUUGUCACAAUGUUUUCUAGCAAGCAAUUUACACAGAAGGAACUGCAGUAUUUCUACUGGCUUUAUGCAUUUUGAGAUUUGUAUACUGCUGUGCCAUUUUUGUUUAUUUUGAAGAUUUUCCAAUAAAAU
Molecule: messenger RNA, 1198 nt
Organism: Nematolebias whitei (Rio pearlfish)
Lineage: Eukaryota; Metazoa; Chordata; Actinopteri; Cyprinodontiformes; Rivulidae
Gene: snx3
Product: sorting nexin 3
Exons: 4
Coding region: 31-519 (162 amino acids)
Biological process (GO): endocytic recycling; late endosome to Golgi transport
Cellular component (GO): early endosome membrane; retromer complex
Molecular function (GO): phosphatidylinositol-3-phosphate binding
Source: RefSeq, a predicted model, not a curated record